This is a messenger RNA of Papaver somniferum (opium poppy), 2412 nucleotides long. RefSeq names its product nitrate regulatory gene2 protein-like. The transcript has 6 exons. The record is from RefSeq and is a predicted model, not a curated record. NCBI's taxonomy places the organism in Eukaryota, Viridiplantae, Streptophyta, Magnoliopsida, Ranunculales, Papaveraceae. Bases 239 to 2299 code for a protein of 686 amino acids.
GUACUUUCUUCACUCUCUCGGAGGAAAAGAACAAGGCAUUUCUUCCUCUUUCUAGUUUCUACCCAUCACUUCCUUUUUUUCCCAAGAAAAGUUAAUAGUACUAGUGGUAAUUUUUGAAUCUCUUGGUGCUUUUGCAGCUUCAUCAUAUUCAUAUUCUCUGCAAUUGAUUCAGUAAUGGUGACUCUGUAAAUGAUUAGCUGGAGUGGUGGGUGUCAAGUUGUUUUGGGGUUUGAAAAAUAUGGGUAUUACAAAUUCUAAGAGUAAGAAAAGUCAAGCUCUAAAGCUUUGUAAAGAGAGAAAAAGAUUUAUUAAAAAAGCUAUUGAUUCAAGGUAUGCUUUAUCAGUCUCUCAUCUUUCUUAUAUUGAAUCCUUAAAAACAAUUGGGAUUGCUCUUAGACAAUUUGUAGAAGUUGAAGAACAUGAUAAUAAAACCCCCUUAUCAAAUUAUUCUUACCCAUCUCCAUCUCCAUCUCCUACACAAUCUGCUGAAACCAUGGAUUCCCUUUUACAUUCUCACUCUAGUGUUAGUUAUAUGAGAACCAGUGCUAGUCCUGCAGUGACUGUUAAGAUUGACCCGGUGGAGGAGGAUGGGUCUUUCCAUACUCCACUACCACCACCUCAUACAACAAAUUCUUCUUGGGAUUUUCUUGAUGCCAAUGAUGAACUUGAAGAAUACGGUAGCUUGAGUCGAUUGAGACGGUUUAGUCUUGACAAUGUUAGUCCUGUGUCUGAAAAGAAAGAGAACACUAACUUUGAGAAGGUUGGUUUAAAGGCUAGUUGUGAAAUUUCUGUAGAAGAAAAAAGAUGUGACUUCCAGCAGAGGGGGAAUAAGAUUUCUGAUUCUGAGAAUUCAUAUGGUCAACGUAAAAGCAAUGGUGGUUUGGUAAUGUCCAAAGUGAACUCACCAGGUGAAGCAAGGGAUCUUGGGCUUGAUUCUGAUGGGUCAAAAGAAGCUUUGGUUGGUAAAGUAGACAAACAGUCAUGUGAGGGAAGGGGAGAUCCUUCUAGAUUCAUUACUCAUGGGGGUAAAGAUUUCUUAUCAAGUAUAAAGGAUAUUGAGAAUCGGUUUUUCAGAGCUUCUGAAUGUGGAAAAGAGGUGUCCAGAAUGCUUGAAACUAACAAAGUUGUGUCCAAAUUUUCGGAUGGUGAAGGGACAUCAGGGGCAUCUAUUUUUCUUGUGGCUCUUCAUCUAGCUUGUUGUCACAGGGGACUGGACCUUACUUCUCAAGAACCUCCAAAACAGGUGACAAAGGCUAUUACAUGGUACCGGUCGCUAUCUUCACAGUCGUCUUCAUCAAGAAAUCGCCUCACUUCAGCAUCGAGAGAUGAUGGCUAUGAGAGCGGGAGCGACUUUAAUGAAGAGUUUUCAAUGAUCACAGGAAGUCACUCGUCCACCUUGGACAGACUGUACGCGUGGGAAAUGAAGCUCUAUGCUGAAGUGAAGGCCAGUGAAUGUGUUAAGAAAAAGUAUGACCAGAAAUGCAACCAACUCAGGUACCAAUUCGCCAGGGAUGCCAGUGCAGAGAUGGUAGACAAAACUCGUGCUGUUGUUAAAGAUCUCCAUUCACAAAUUAGAGUGGGCCUCCAUGCUACUGAUACUAUUGCAAAAAGAAUCGAAAAAAUGAGGGACGAGGAGGUGAAACCGCAGCUUGUGGAGCUUAUUCAGGGAUUCAUCCGCAUGUGGAAAACCAUGCUAGAAUGCCACCAGGCACAAUACAUCACCAUAACAUUAGCUUACCACUCGAAGAGCUCAACAACCCAAGCUUGUGGUGAACAGUAUAGACAAGCUUUAAAUCACUUGCAACGUGCAAUUGGAUGUUUUAUUACAAGCUUUGCAGGCGGGAUUGACGCCCACAAAUCUUAUGUGGAGGCUGUCAAUGGUUGGCUGCAGAACUGCAUUUUACUACCACGGGAGCGCUUCAAGGGAAGACGGGUCUUCUCACCUCGUAGAGCUCUAGCUCCACCUAUAUUUGUUCUGUGCCGUGACUGGUCAGUUGGGAUCAAAGCCCUUCCAUCUAGAGGUGUUGUUCAUGCUUUCGAAGCCCUGUUCUCAGUUUUGCAUCAGUUAGAGAAAGAACAGAAGAAGCAAGAACAUCUGGACAAGCGUAAUGGUCCUAAUGGAGAUGAUACAAAGAACGAUAAGCCGUCAAACAUGAUCGUAAUACAUCCAAAUCUAAACAUCGCCCUGGAUCGAUUGACCAAGUUUACAGAGGCCUCAUUAAAAAUGUGUGAAUGCAUCAGACAAGCAAGCGAGAUGGCUGAAGUUGCUUAUACAAAUUGCAAGGUUUCCAGAUACUGAAGAUACAUAUUUAAGCGGACUGAGAGAAGCUGACAUACUGAUACCCGUAGCUGUAAAUUCAAGGAAUGAAAAUCACUUUUUUGUUAUCUCUUUACAAGGGUAGAACCUUCAGU